Molecule: messenger RNA, 2444 nt
Organism: Bombus pyrosoma
Lineage: Eukaryota; Metazoa; Arthropoda; Insecta; Hymenoptera; Apidae
Exons: 3
Coding region: 222-605 (127 amino acids)
Source: RefSeq, a predicted model, not a curated record
CCUUUAAUUUCUAAAAAAGACUAUUGGCUUCUGUACAGUAACGCCGGGUAGCGCCGCGGUGCGUGGCGAAAGCCUGCUCGUGACGUCAUCAGUAGUUGCAAGAUGGCCAUCGGUAUUCGUGCACGUGCUUCACGUUUCUAUGGAAAUUCCAUUGCCCCAUUCUUCAUUUUCCCUACGCCAACUGGACUAUACUACACAAGGAGCACCCUCCUCCAGGUUCUAUGGCAGUGAGACAUGAUAUUACUAAUUGGCACGCGAUAGCAAAUUUUCCCAAGAUGAAGAAUACACCCGAAGCCUUAGAAGCAGUAGUCGUGAACUUCAAACAACACCUACGUGAGUUAAAAAUCACCGGCGAAUCCCUGCUAGAUACCGUUCUUAAUGGAAUGCUUAUUUCCCAAAUUAGUGGAAACAUCGUCAACAAGUGGGAACUUACCCUAACCGAUAGGAAAAUGCCACCAGUCGAACAUUUACUAGCCUUUUUAGAAAAACGAGCUAGCUGUGGCAAGUUGAGCCGCACAGUGACUCCGUUAACAAAAGAGACGACCACGCGCAAUCGCCCGCGACAACUCUUCCCGGAGCCACGCUUUCAUAACAUCAGAGACUAGGUCAACAUGUCACACAUGCAAAGGGUAUCACCCUAUCUGGAAGUGUACCACCUUCAAGGCCAAACCCGUGAGCAGUCGCCUUACGGAAGUUAAAGAAGCAUCGUUGUGCUUGAAUUGCCUGAGGAAAGGACACUCGGUGCGAGAGUGUAAGGCCAGAUUCUGUUAUGUGUGCGGACGACGGUAUCACACGAUGCUGCAUCAGGAGAAGCAAGACACAAGUCCGGGCUCCUCAGCAUCAAGUCGAAGCUCUUCUUCGUCAAGCACACGAUCGGACACAUCUUCGUCACCAAGAAGUCCUUGCAGGUCAUCUAGAACACCCGGUUCGGGGAAAACACAAACGGAUGCGUGCUAACACUAUUCACUUGCCACUGGAUCCGGCUCUAAGGACCAUGAACAUUCGCACGUUCGCGGGGAGACGCGAUCUCGAAGAAGCGCGUCAACGAGAGUCGUAAAUUUCCGAUACGAUUGACUAAUCGACGCCACGAAUCGUACGAUCCCUUAUUUCUUGUGGGAUAAUAAGGGUGAUUAAUUGAAAUAACGCUGCGAUUAACAGGUUACUAUAUAUAUUUAAACGAUCCAACAACUUCGGUGUUAUACCGGUGAGACUCUUUUCGUGUCGUUGCGUAUGAUGGUGUCGACUGACUGUAUUCGCGGGAGAUCGACCGAACACACUGUUGAAGACUUAUUGAUGACUGGAUGAGAACUUGCUCGAGAGUGGUGACGACUCGAUCGAGAGUGACUUGAUGAUGACUGCUUGAACACUUGCUCGAGAGUGGUGACGAUUCGAUCGAGAGUGACUUGAUGAUGACUGCUUGAACACUUGCUCGAGAGUGCCUGAUUUGCUCUUGUGGUGUCUCGGAGGAAAGCUUGGUGUGGGUGUGCCCUUUGACCGAAGAACGCGGAUUCGUUGUUUACACUUUUCGUCCAGGAAGUGAGAGUAACGAUCCGCGAUGCCGAUUGGUUAUGACCCACUCUAAUGAACAGGAUAUUAAGAAGUCUCCCACCAACGUAGAGCGGGGGUGACUUUGUUCCUAAGGAAAAACAGUCUUUUUCGAUGGGCAUAUGUUCGCUUUUCCCAUCUGGCGACUGUCCGCUUUCUCCGUGAUUUUUAAGAGCGCCAAGGACUUUUCCAAGACCCAGUCAUCAACUGAAAAUACUUAUAGAAUCAGAAAAUUCUUCAAGACAAGCAAUUUGAUUGGCAAACAUGUGUGGAGACAAUGAAGCUAAAGUUAACGCUUUAUGGCGGGUCCUUGGGUCUAUUGAGAAUCGGGAAGACUGUAGUUUGGCCGUUGGCUGCCAGGUAGCGAGGGAUGGAGGGCAGAUGUCCCACGUGACGUAACGCUAAUAAUGCUAGAAGGUGUCACAACGUCUUUUCUAUAGAAAAAAAAUAAUAAAUGAAAAUGUAAGUGCCAAUAAACAUUAGUUAAUUGAAUUUUGGCUUUUGUCUGCCAUUUAUCUAAACGAAUGGAACAUUUAGUUUUAUUUCCAACUAAGAGCUGGCACAUCCAAGGUUUUCUACACAUACACUUCUCUUCUUCGUGAAUUUGGACUACAUUAAUUUUCUUUUCCUCCUGCAAAACUUGUUUUUUGGCACUUACAAUCUUUUUCACCAACACUCUACGAUUCAUUAAAUUUUAGUUAUUCAAAAUUUAUAUUUUACGUUUUAAUCCACUGUCCUCUAUAAUUAUCUAUACGCGAUAUUUGAAAAUAAAUAGAAUAAAAUUAAAUGAAUUAGAGUCAUUCUAAUAUUAUUGUGUUAGAUCGCAGUGAACAUAUCUCUAUUACCAUAAAAAAUAUUAAUGUUAAUGCGACGUUAUCCAUUGAAAAAAGAAAGCAAGA